AUGAUUAAGAGCCUGGGGAUUCGAACCACCUCAGAAGACACGUUAGCCAAAAGAAAGGGCCCAGAUCAAUUCAGAACCGAGAGCUCAUCUGCCGCACGAGAUUCAAUGGCUGGUUUUAUACUCAAUAAGAAAAAGAAGAGUGCUAAGUUGUUAGAUCCUCCUCCAAGGAAGAAGCAAAAGGCCGAAGUUACUUUACAGAAAGAAGCAGAGAAAGAAGACUUGCUCAGUAGUGAUUCAGAUGGCAGUUGUGAACCCGAAGAACUGGAAGAAUCUGAUGUGGAAGAACAAGAUAACACUGAAUCUCUUUCAGAAAUGUCAUCUGAUGAUGACGAUCCUUUUGCCCAUGAUAUACUCCUUGGAAGUGAGGAUGAAGGUGAUAAAGAGGAGGAUGCAGGUAAGGAUGCUAGUGAGGAUGCAGAUUCAGAUUCUGACGAGUCUGAUAUCGAAAGGAAAGCAAGAGCCAUUGAUGAGGAAAGGAAGCAGGAAAAAGCAGAUGCAGAAGAGGAGUUACAGCUUAACAUUAGAGAAGAAGCUGAUGAGUUCACAUUACCAACUCCGGAGGAGCUUGAAGAAGAGGCAAAUAGGCCCCCUGAUCUUUCGAACCUUCAGAGAAGGAUAAAAGAGAUCGUGCGUGUUCUUUCGAACUUUAAUACUUUGAGACAAGAGGGAGUGGCACGCAAGGAUUAUGUCGAUCAGCUUAAAAGGGAUUUAGGAUCAUACUAUGGAUACAAUGAGUUUCUGAUUGAAGCUUUGAUUGAGAUGUUUCCAGUCGUUGAACUUAUGGAACUUAUUGAAGCUUUUGAGAAGCCAAGGCCUAUAUGUCUUCGCACAAACACUUUGAAGACUCGUCGGAGAGAUUUGGCUGGUAUUUUAUUGAACAGAGGUGUCAAUCUUGAUCCACUGAGCAAAUGGUCAAAAGUCGGUCUGGUUGUAUAUGAUUCACAAGUUCCGAUUGGGGCCACUCCAGAGUAUAUGGCUGGUCACUACAUGCUUCAAGGUGCAAGCUCCUUUUUGCCUGUGAUGGCCCUUGCUCCUCAAGAAAAGGAAAAAAUUGUUGACAUGGCGGCUGCUCCUGGUGGGAAAACUACCUAUAUUGCUGCUCUUAUGAAAAAUACUGGUAUCAUUUAUGCAAAUGAAAUGAAGGAGUCAAGGCUCAAGUCACUCACCGCGAACAUUCACCGGAUGGGCGUAACUAACACUAUCGUUUGUAACUAUGAUGGAAGAGAGCUGCCAACAAUUUUGGGGAACAACUCAGUUGACAGGGUUUUACUGGAUGCCCCUUGCAGUGGCACUGGAGUUAUAUCUAAGGAUGAGUCCGUGAAAACCUCGAAAAGUGAACUAGAGAUACAAAAUUGUGCCCACCUGCAAAAGCAAUUAAUACUUGCAGCUAUAGAUAGUGUGGACGCAAACUCAAAAUCAGGUGGAUACAUUGUUUACUCUACAUGCUCUAUAAUGGUUGCCGAGAAUGAAGCUGUCAUUGAUUAUGCACUCAAGAAGAGGAACGUGAAGCUUGUGCCUUGUGGGCUCGACUUCGGACGUCCAGGAUUUAUUCGAUUCAGGGGGCACCGUUUUCAUACAUCCCUAGAUAAGACAAGGCGCUUUUAUCCCCAUGUCCACAACAUGGAUGGGUUUUUCGUCGCUAAGCUGAAGAAAAUGAGUAAUCUGAAGCCAACUGCGCAGCAGCCUGAAAAUAUGGGUGAAGUUGAAUUUGAAGAAAAAAAUGAACAGGACUGUGUUGAAGAAGAUAGUGAAAAGCGUCAGAAGAGAAAAAAGGCUGAAGCAAAAGAGAACAAGAAGAGCAGCAAUGGGCAAAGAGAACAAAAUAAGGCACCCGAAAAUAAGAAACGAGAGAAGAAGAAACCACCAUCCAGAGAGGAAAUUGCAAAAAUCAGAGAAGAAAAGAGGGAAGCUUUGAGGGAAACGAAGAGGAAAGCUAAGGCGGAAGGCAGAAAAAAGUGA
Messenger RNA from Striga hermonthica, 1959 nucleotides. Lineage: Eukaryota; Viridiplantae; Streptophyta; Magnoliopsida; Lamiales; Orobanchaceae. The record is from the annotation of a GenBank genome assembly.